AGCUUCUACAAGAGCAAAGGACUACCUCACUUCCAGGAGAGCACCCCAGGCACAAGAAAGUAGUGUUAUUAAUUCGAGUAGAACAUCACAUCUCACCUCAAGAUGUCUUCCGGGUCGUCGUCUCGGAGCACCUCCCCGAACUCCGACUCAGAGUGGAGCAAGAAGGAGAACAAGAUGUUCGAGCAGGCGCUCGCCUACUACGGCGUGAGCGCCCCCAACCUCUGGGAGAAGGUGGCCAGCGCCAUGGGGGGCACCAAGUCUGCCGAGGAGGUGCGCUGCCACUUCCAGAUCCUUGUCGACGACGUCAACAGCAUCGAGGACGGCCGCAUCCCCUUCCCCAAGUACAAGACCCAAGGCUUCUGGACCUGAAAGGAUGAAGCUCAAGUGGAAAGUGAACAAAGUUGUACAAACUAGAUCUCUUAAGAAUGGGCUGAUGUGUUAAACAUCAUGUAUAGAGGCGUGUACACGUAUUGUAUUCUGUUGUAAUCCUAGCUAGGUUAUUAUGGAUGGCCUCCUCCUUAUCUCCUGUAUAGCUUUACGUGAGGAUCAAGUCUCUGUAAUAACCUAGGCAACCUGUACCUCUCGAUUGAUCUCGGAUCGAUCUAUAUAACGUGAACACGUCCCUGCCGCAGAGGCAUACGCUUCCAGUCUUUUCUCA
This is a messenger RNA of Triticum urartu, 658 nucleotides long. The record is from RefSeq and is a predicted model, not a curated record. NCBI's taxonomy places the organism in Eukaryota, Viridiplantae, Streptophyta, Magnoliopsida, Poales, Poaceae.